AUGGGUUUUGGUUCAAUUUUGCAGAUGGGAGGUGGAGAAUUUCCUGCAUGGCUAGAGGUUUUGUUGAAGGAGAAGUUUUUCAACGCUUGUUUGGAGCAUGAAGAAAAAAAGAAGAACGAAAAGAAUAUUUUGUGUUUAGACUGUUGUCUUAGCAUAUGUCCUCACUGUCUCCCUUCUCAUACUUCUCAUAGUCUUCUUCGGAUAAGAAGAUACAUUUAUAACGACGUUUUAAGGGUAGAUGACGCUUCAAAGCUGAUGGAUUGUUCUUCAAUUCAGCCAUACAAAACGAACAGUUCGAAAGUUGUGUUCAUAAAUGAAAGGCCUCACUCUCGGCAAUUUCGUGGUUCCGGCAAUGUUUGUAACACCUGUAACCGCUGUCUCCAGUCUCCUUACAUCUUCUUCUCUCUCUCUUGCAAGAUAAGUGACGUCAUAAUGAGACAAGGAGGACUCUCAGGGUUUCUCCGCGUAUGUAACUCUCUUAACUUAACCGAAGAUGUAACCACAUCCACACUCGAACCCUCAGGGUCAGACGGUGUCGACGGAGGAGUAGACAUGUUCUUGUGUCAGGAGCUUGCUUGCACCGAUGCCACUGAAAUCGUUCGGAAGAAGAGAAGCAGCUUGACAACGACGACUUUGACUAACACUGAAGCUGUUACGGCGAACUAUUUAAACCGAAGGAAGAAGAAUACACCACCGCGACGAGCUCCGCUCUAUUAG
Messenger RNA from Eruca vesicaria subsp. sativa (arugula), 717 nucleotides. The record is from the annotation of a GenBank genome assembly. NCBI's taxonomy places the organism in Eukaryota, Viridiplantae, Streptophyta, Magnoliopsida, Brassicales, Brassicaceae.